Molecule: messenger RNA, 2698 nt
Organism: Harpia harpyja (harpy eagle)
Lineage: Eukaryota; Metazoa; Chordata; Aves; Accipitriformes; Accipitridae
Gene: METTL25
Product: methyltransferase like 25
Exons: 10
Coding region: 22-1719 (565 amino acids)
Source: RefSeq, a predicted model, not a curated record
CGCCGCCCGCCCGCCGUUGCCAUGUCGCGACGGCCCGGCUGGCUGCCGCCCCAGCUAUCGCCGGCGGCGGCGGCGGCGAGGCUGCGGCGGGCGGCCGGGUUCCUGGCGCGCGCGCUGCCCCUCUGCCGCGCCCACACGGUGGAGUUCUACACGGGCGGGCUGUGGGACCGCCUGGUGGCGCCUCCCCCCGCCGCCGUGCUGCGGGAGCUGCGCGCCGCCGGGCCACUGGCACUGCGGCGCCCCCUGGCGGAAGGCGGCGGCGCCGCGGCGGCGCUGUGGGAUGAUGACGACAUGUUUUCCGAUGUGUUUUGUGAAAACUCUAAGAAGCUUAUCAAUGUACAUUUGUUUGCCUUGGCUGCUAAAUAUUAUUCUUUGUCCAGCCUUGGAGUGUGUACCCCGUUAGAAGAUGUACUUGAAGCACUGAGAGGAGACAAUCAAGGAACAACAGGUAUCAAAACUGAUGAGUUUAUGAAUAAUAAGAAAUCACAUGAAGUGCAGGUGAUGUCAGAGCUGGUAGACAACAUAGCGAAUUACUGUGGUAUAAAGCAGGUAAUUGAUAUAGGUUCUGGAAAAGGCUACUUGAGUUCAUUUUUGUCCAUGCAAUAUAACUUAAAAGUUUAUGGAAUUGACUCCUCAAACACCAACACUAAUGGUGCUCAUGAAAGGAACAGAAAAUUGAAGAAACACUGGAGAGCGUAUCAGAGUCGAGGAAGAGCAAACCUCAAAAGCCAGAGGUUGGAAAAGGCAAAUGACAGGCCAGUGGAAAAUGAAGUUAAAUGUAAAGCAAUCAUUGAAAAGCCCUUAAAUAAUGACAGCAGUCUUCAAAGUCAGGACCAAGGGACUAUCCAAGAUUUAGUUCCUUCUUGUGGUUUCACAGAAAUAGCUACAUCUGAAACCAGCAAACAAACUGAAGUUGAUUUGGUGGCGCGGACACAGUCUGAUGAAAGCAAACUUUCUGAAGAGGUUCUUGCUAUUUUAAAUGUUCUGCCUGCUGAUGCUGUAGAAGUUUUUUCUUCAUCUCAGUGUAACUGUGGGGAACUCUGUGAAGAAGAAAAGGCACAAAGAAAAAUGGCAUCUCUCAAGGCUAAAGCAAGCAAGUCGAGUGAAUCAAACCUGUAUUUUCCAUUGACCUCUUGCAUCACUGCAGAAACAGAACUCAGUGACAUCAUAACAGAUCUGGAGGACUGUAUGAUGGUGGGUCUACAUACAUGUGGAGAUCUUGCUGCAAAUACACUACGAAUUUUUACUGCCAAGCCUGAAAUCAAAGCAGUUUGCAGUGUAGGCUGCUGCUACCAUCUGUUGUCAGAACAGUUUGAAAACCAAGAAGAAUGCCCAGAGGAAGUGUGGGGAUUUCCCAUGUGUCAGUACUUGAAGGACGAGGGCUGGUGCUGUGGUCGCAAUGCUAGAAUGUCAGCAUGCUUGGCUUUGGAGCGAGUUGCAGUUGGCCAAAUGCUGCCUACAGAAUCAUUGUUUUAUCGAGCUGUUCUUCAGGUUAUUAUAGAAGAAAUUUAUGGUGUCACCAAAAGUGAUCGACAUGUUGGGAAAAUUUUCUCCAAAUCAUCCUCCUUCAUAGAUUAUGUCAGAAAGUCUCUGAAAAAGCUGGAACUGGAUGAUUCAAAGGAGCUGGCCACUCUUACACUUGUUAGCCUUGCUUCUUUCAAACAGCAAGAGCAAUCACUCCUUCCUCUCCAGCAGAACAUGUUUCAGCUCUGUUUGUAGCUGCGUUGCAGAUGGAUUUAAAACCGAGCCUCUUCAUUAAUACAUUUGAUUGCUGCUGAAGGCAGUAAAUGCUACAAAUGGCACUGCCACAGCAAAAAGUCCUUGUAUAAGUAUUUUUGUAUUCCUAGAGUCUUUGAAGAAAAAAAACCCAAAACGUUCUUAAACUGCCUGCUGUCCCGUAGUUCUUGGGGUAGAUUAGCAAAAGAUCUUUCACGGGGCCUGGCUUUAAGGCGAUUAAAGGGAGCAAGUGGUUACAAGGCUAAUGCCUGGAUGCGUGUCUGGCAGACUUUGUGAUGCACGACCCAGCUAGGAUCCGUUGCUGCCAGGGAGCGCGAGCCUCGGCGGGUGGAGCUGUACAACAAAGAGAAGCUGGCCAGGAUUCAUGUGAAGUGCGGUCUGGGAAUAAGGAGAGAAUGCUAUUUAAUGCCACAUCCGAUUGCAGGAAGAUAUGCAGGGCUGGAAACACUCCUGACACAUCCGCAAAGAAAAGCUAUUAGUCACUUUUUGAUUUCAUCUCCUGCUUUAUUCACGCUAUAGUUACUGCUGUGGGCUAAUAGCAUAUAAGGUAGUUACUUUGUCUUAGUCAAAAUACUUCACAAAGCACUUAACCCUUUCAGAUGUAGGCAUAGGCUGCGGAGAUUCAAUAGCAUUUUCAGAGGUAGGGUCACCUUAAGCUUUCACACAUAAAGAGAAGCUUAUGUGCCUGUCAGCGAGUGUGUUGGUGCAGAUUUACUUGGUUUUGUUUAACUGAGCUUCCAAGUCUCCGUGACCGGUGUAUUUCGGUUUCAAACAGUCUAGUGCCUGCACGUAACUUGAAGUUGCUGGGGCUCUUCCCCUGGAAAAAGUCAUUUAUUUGGCUGCUGCCCCACCUAACAACCUGAGAUGAGAUCUGCAACAAUAAACAGAUGGUUAAUGCCUAGUUCCUGCCAUCCCUGUUUGCUCUAACGCUGACCAGACUUCUUAAAAACAGCUGCUGCCC